Peronospora matthiolae is the source of this 1995-nucleotide messenger RNA. NCBI's taxonomy places the organism in Eukaryota, Oomycota, Peronosporomycetes, Peronosporales, Peronosporaceae. The record is from the annotation of a GenBank genome assembly.
AUGCGAUUCCCUCUAUCUCGAGCCCCGUUUGGCAACUACCCAACGUUGUCAGCCGCUCAAACCCAGAGCAUCGAGUUUCUCGUUCAGCAGACACUCGAUGAGACCUUGGCCGAGUACGAGACGCAUCGGCAUCACCACCGGCGCUUACUGCCGCGGUCUCAAUACAAAGUCGUCAAGCGCGUGGAGAACCUCAUUUGUUACCGUCAUCGGUCGAGCGGCGUCCAACCUGAGAAAAGUGAGGCCGGCACGCCGCUGUGGCCGAGUCCGAACUCGUCGUCGUCAACCUCCGACUCGUGCUCGGAGGUUGACCCGAGUGAGGCCUCACUUGCAACAAGUUCUCGGUCCCCGAAACUCUUGACCAUCGGGUCAAUGGCCGGGACGCUCGACGACGUCAUGUACGGUUUACUCGCGACGGACGCGACGUCGACGUUCAUCCGGGCGUCGUACACGAACGAAGAGCUCGUGGACUCCGAGCUCUUGCACUGCAUUGAGGUUCCAACCGUCGACAACCCGUUCCAGUUCUGCGGGAUCAAGUGGCACGUGCUGGAGCUGACCAAGAUCACGACGAAGCGGGACUUUGUCUUUAUUGAGGCGUCCGGCGUCCUCGUGCGUCCGAACGGCGACCGCCUCGGGUACUACGUCACGCACUCGGUGGAUCUCCCUGGUCUCGGGGCCUUGUCGGAGAAACACCAAGUGCUACGGGCGCGCGUCGCGUCGUGCAACCUCUUCCAGCAGCUCUCCAACAACACGGUCGACGUCUACAUGACGGGGCUCGUCGACUUGAGCGGCUACAUCCCAUGCGCCGUUGCCACGGCUUCGACCGUGAGUACGUUCUUGAAACUUGCCCUUGCGGUCGAGUGUUCCCUCAGCAAGAAGCUCGAGUACCUGCUCGAGCAGCAGCAGUUCAAGCGUGCGAACGGCGGCCUCAGUCAUGCCGUUAACACCACGAGCACGUUGACCGUCACCUCGGGCAAGCGGUUGAAAGCGACCGGAUCAACCGAGCCUUGCGCCGUGUGCGCGACCGCCUUGCAUCGGUUCCGCAGUACUGCGUACUGUGAGCUGUGCUCGGAAGCCGUGUGCUCCCGGUGUCGUGUGACCAAGCGCCUGAGCUACCGCGUCGCGCGACCGAAAGAGCUCAAGCAGAAAAACACCAUCUUCUGCACGGCGUGUGUGGCCAAGGGCUCGAUCUAUAGCGCCGCGGACGUCGCGCGCGUGGAAUUGAACGCGCAGUCGGCAUUGAGGACGAAGACGAGCAGUAGCAAAGGGGAUGAAGUGGCGGGGAAUCAACUGCACCGGUUCCUAUCGAGUCCGACGCUUUCUAGUUACACGACGGCGUCGUCUUCUUCCUUGGCUCACUCGAGGCUUCAGACGCCAUUAGAAGAGGAGGAAGGUCAAGAUCAGGAUGAAGAUGAGCUGGAGCUGUACGCUCGACGAAGGAGUCUGAACAUGGACGACCUGGACUUACCCGGUCGAAAGCGGACAUUGAGUUGUUGCCCGCCUGGGCUGGACGACUGGAACGAACAGCUCGAUGAGUCCGAGUUUACGGGCAGCUAUAGCUCUUCGAGCGACUACCUGGACAGCGACUACCUAGACAGCGACUACCUCGUGAACGACUGGUACGAGCACGAAGCAGGUCGAAGGAAGACCCAGCCCUCGGAUGCGUUCUCGGACCUGCCCGAGUGCGAGUCCGUCAAUCCGCUCGCGUCGUCAAUGCCCCUGAAGAAACCGACGACGACCAUGACCACGACCACGACCUCCUCGUUGUCGUCGAUGGAAACCGAAGAGCGACGACAGCGCGACCUCAUUCGACGGAUGGAGGAGCUGCGGCGAAAUGCCGAGAGUGUGUACCAACUCACGCGGCGGAAUGCACAGACGAUGCGGUUUGGCGGACGUGACAUGGAGGUCGCGACCUAUUUGCACCACGACAGUCGAGUCGGCCAUCGACCUGGAGGGACAGCUCCGUUCCAGUUAGAAGGCGAACCUUGUUACAACUAG